Molecule: messenger RNA, 7999 nt
Organism: Epinephelus lanceolatus (giant grouper)
Lineage: Eukaryota; Metazoa; Chordata; Actinopteri; Perciformes; Serranidae
Gene: atad5a
Product: ATPase family AAA domain containing 5a
Cellular component (GO): nucleus
Molecular function (GO): ATP hydrolysis activity; ATP binding; DNA clamp unloader activity
Source: RefSeq, a predicted model, not a curated record
GUUCAGGACCGGGCUGGCGCGUUUUUGAAAGAGCAAGAGACGUCAAGAAACAUGUAUUUUGUAUUCCUACUCAGACGAACAAUUCGGGAAAUAUCAGUUUAACGGUUUCCACUUCGCGUUCACACACCUGUGGCGGACAUGUUGGGAAUGUACGGAGCACUUCUGGGACUUGUGAGGAGCGAAGCUGCGACGAGAGUAGCAUCUACCGACGUCUGCUAGCUUGUUGUUUUACGGUGAAAUUUAUAUGUGUGGUGGCAACACACAGAGCUGUCCGCCUCACACAAUGAACUUUGCCUCUGUUGUUCACUCACAAACACGGGGAAGUGAAUAAGAAACGGAAAGAAGACGGUCUAAGAAGUUGCAGCAAGUUACCUGGUCGGUUUUAUCGGUCACUUCACAUUAUGGCUGGUGUUGUGGCUAUGGCAUCUAUCAUUGAGGACUUUGACACCCAGCCUUGCAAGAAAUCUCGCAAAGAUGGUGGCAGUCCUGUUGUCAAGACAAUCACAAACUACUUCUCACCUGUGCCCAAGCCUGCGGAGAAACCCUUUUCACCUCCUCGCUCCAACAACAUCAUGGACUACUUCAGCCGUAAGGCUCCGUCCUCUAAAGAAAAGACCAGCUCACCUGAGCAGUCAAAAGAGAACUGUCAGACGUCUCCACCUGCAGAAAAACACACCAGACCAGAGGCAGCAGUGAAACAGCCAUCUCAGAGACGGAGUAGAAAAGCCAGCAAAGCUGCAAGAAAACUUGUGGAGGCUGAGGCGGUUAGCUCCACAGAUGAGGCGAGCUGCAUAAUUGUAGAGGAACCAGCAGAAGCAGUCAGCAGCUGUGGUGUUUUUGGCAGUGAUACAGCAGCACUGAUGGCCCAGUUCAGUGCUGAGGCUUCUACUGGAGAAUCAGAAAGGAAUAAACAAGAAGAAGAUGAAGAUGUCAAACUUCAUCCAGAACUUAACAGCAUUGAAUUAUCUCCAAUUGUACCAUCAAAAGAUAAAGUCAAACCCACUGCACGAAACUCUAAGAAGGCAAAGCAUUCAGAAGCAGAGGAGAGAGAAAAAGAGAGCUCCUUGUGUGAUGUUAGUAUGGAGGUCAACGUGGAUGAGGCCUCUCAGUUAAACAACAGCACGGUCACAAUCUCCUUUGAGGAUUUUGUGCGGAGUCAGAGCCAGGACGUGGGUGAAGAGGACAUGGAAGAUGAACAGGGCAAAGACGAUGUAAGUAAAAUCACAACAGAGGCAGAAGCAAUGGACACUGACCAGUUGGACAUCCCUAAAGCUGAAGAGCAUGUGGGUUCUGCGGAGCCACCUUUUCAAGUCUCACCCCGAACCGUCACCAUCCAGGCUGAAGUACAUGCAGUCUCACCCAAACAGGAAGCCAACAAGGCAGGGCCAAAGGUAGCUUCCAUCUUCAACAGGAAAAAAGGGGCGACGAGCCCUGCAGAGGUUGUAACGUCUCCUCACACAGAGGCCGGACACCUUCCCCCUUCUACCUCCCUGACUGUCAAGCGUAAAUCCAAUGUGGUUCUUCAAGAGGAAGAUCUAGAGCUGGCUGUGCUUGAGAGUGAAUCCAUGCCCAAGUGCAGUGAGGCAGAGAGGAAGCAGUUCAUGGCUGCCUUCAAACAGCCCGGUCUGGAUGCGUCCAAAACGAAGCCUGGUAAGGUCCAGGGCAAACAGAAGCAACCAGGAGAGAAGGCUUUGGACGAUGCGGACAAAGUUGCAGAAGAAGACGCUGUAACUCCAGCCUCUGUUGAGCAAGUCCCUGCUGCUUCUCGGGAAAACAAAGUAGCUAAGAAGAAGCCAGCAAGAAAAGGUAGAAAGAAGGCAGUAGAAGAGAAGGAGGCAGUCACCACCCCACCUGCUGCUUCUGCGGAAGACACAGUGACCACAGUUAUUGAGACCGUUGAUAAAGAAGAGGAGCCUCCCAUCACCUCAACUCCCUCCAUCCCAGCAGUAAGGAGGUCCAGAAGAGAGGCUGUAAUCAGGCAGUCACCGGAGACCACCCCAACAACUCCAAUCAGAAAAACCAGGAAACGCAAUGAGUCGAAGGAUGCAGCUGCUGCUGCCGCCGCCACCGCCGAUGACAGCCCUGCAAAGGUGUCCACCCCAAAGACACGCAAGUCCAAACGUGGCGUCUUUGUAGCAGAGAUGGUGUGCCCACCUGACUCAAAAGAAAGUCCAAUCAGGAUUAAAUUUACUAGAGUCCAUAGAAAUGCGACCAAGGCUGAAAGUGGCAUAAACACUUCUUUGACUCCUAAAACAUCAGCUGACUCUAAAACACAGAGGCAGGCGAAGAAGUUGGUGGAGAAAGCCAAGGUCAUUCAGCAGAGUAAAAAAACUGCUGUCAAGGAGAAGGGCACCUUAAGGCGUUCAUCACGAACUGAGGCCUCCACCAGGAAGAGCUACUGUGAAGAUGAGGAUUCUGUCAUCUGCCUGGAGGACGCCCAGAGUACCACUCCCCAGGCAGCAGGAAAGACUAAAACCCAGAAACCUUUACGCAGUCUGAAUGAAGUUCUGGGUAAAGCCCCAUCUGGUGGCAAAGAGGCCAAGGCUGUCCCAGGCUCCAAAGCGACCGCGCUGGGCCAAGAGAAAACUGCUCGGAAGGUGUCUGCAGUGAUUUCCAUCUUUGAUGACAGCAGCAGAGAGGGCUCUGAGAACUCCCAGGAUGAUGAGCAGUUCAGGGCGCGCAGAGAGUUCUUGAAGAGCGGCCUACCUGAGUCCUUCAGGAAACAGAUAGCCAAGACUGCUGCCACCAAGGAGGCCUACUCUCUCUCCUGUUCCUCCUUUCAACCUGUUAUUCACAUAAACCAAGCACCAAAUGAUUGUCCUCUUUGGGGUCUGUUGUGGCCUGAGUCUUCAUUACUGUCUCAUAUGAAAGAGCUUUGGAGUCAAACAUCCAUCCUGACUCCAUCUGUUAGCGGCUCCCUUUGUGUGAAGACGCAACCAGCUCAUAGAGCCUUCUGUGAACGGGGUUCUGGCUGGAGGCCUGAGAUCUCUGAAAGUGUUCGUCAGCUUCUAAUGGAGGAGGUCAGCACCUGUAACCCUCCCUUCCCUGUUCAGACGUUCCUCACUCGCUUCCUGAAGAGACGCGCCGACCACCAGCAGCAGUGCACAGUCUCAGAACCAGAGGCUGUAACCAGAGCCACAAGCUCCACGCUGCCUGCUGAACAAGUAGGAGGGAAGAGGAAGAGGACAGAUGAUGAGGGGGAAACAACAGUGAAGGUGGCGAAGAAGCAACGAGCCUGUGUAGAAGAGAAAGUUUCUGAGCCUGAGCCAACAAAAAGGGGAGGCCGUACGAGGCGAUCUCGGAGAUCAAAGCCAGAGGAGGAGGUGGACGACAAAGCCAAGCCUUCAGUCAAGACUGCUCCCAUCCCAUCUGAAGACGACUGUAUGAUUGUGACUGAUGAGCAGCUUUUGGGAGAGAACACUGGAAAUAAAGAUGUGGUGAAGGAGGACGUGCUGUGGACAGACAAAUAUCAGCCUCAGCACUCCAGUGACAUAUUAGGCAACGCUGCCGCAGUGAGGAGGCUGCACAGCUGGCUGAAGGAAUGGAAACUACGCGCAGACCGAGAAGAGAGAAAGAAGCAGAAAGACAAGACACAAGAGGAAGGCAGCAAUGACUCAGACUGGGACUGCGGAGAAGAGGACACCCAGGAUGACGAGGACAUGUUAUGUAACACACUGCUUAUCACAGGACCCACUGGAGUGGGAAAGACUGCUGCAGUCUAUGCUUGCGCCCAGGAGCUCGGCUUCAAGGUAUUUGAGGUGAACGCUUCAUCUCAGCGGAGCGGCCGUCUCAUUCUGUCCCAACUGAAGGAAGCCACUCAGUCACACCAGGUGGACAGUCAGGGGGUCAACGCCCACAAACCCACCUACUUCAACAGUUACGGCACAAGCAGCAGCGCUGGCGCUCUCAGGCCUGGAUCCUCUCCCAGAAAGGUUAACUCUCCUCGUAGGGUGGUGUCCUCUCCCAGGAAAAAUCCCCAGUCCCCAAGAGGUACAAAAAGAGGAGGCCUGGCUCCCACCUCUUUGGCUAACUUCUUCAAAAUGGGUCGACCCACCACCAAGGAGACGCCCAACACUAAGAAGAACGAACAACCAGCUGCUUCCAAGAAAGCCACAAAAGCAAAUGAAGGUGCCAGUAAGCAGAAGGACCCCGCAGUCAAAUCUCCAACAGCCACCACCCCUAAAGAGAAGGAUAGUGAGGAGCAGAGCAAGAAGACAGCCACCUCACUGAUCCUGUUUGAAGAAGUGGAUGUUAUUUUUGAUGAUGACUCGGGGUUUCUAGCUGCCAUCAAGACAUUUAUGACCACUACGAAGAGGCCAGUCAUCCUCACUACCAGUGAUCCUGCUUUCAGCGCCAUGUUUGAUGGCAACUUUGAAGAGAUCCAUUUCAGAACACCUUCAGUGAUGGAUGUGAGCAGCUUCCUGAGGGGGUUGUGUCUGACUGAGGAUGUGAGGACAGACCUGUCGGACAUCAGCUCUCUGCUCAGACUCAAUGGAUGUGACAUCAGACAGAGUAUACUGCAGCUGCAGUUCUGGACUCGCAGCGCAGGCGGCCACCACGUGACCAGGCCACUGACGCACACUGGCAAAGAUGAGACUGAUAAGGAGGCAGCUGCGUGUGCAGUGACGGACCCACCCACUCUCCCUCCCUGUGACACCGGCUGCACUGAGAGCAUGCUGGGCCUGCUGAAUGUUGAACCUAAGAGGGACAUUUGGGAGCUGCUCAGGAGCCAGAGUCCAUCGGAGGAGACACUACGCUGGGAGCUGCUGACAAACUGCAAGCGACGAGGAGUGGACCUGCUCUAUUCCAACAUGGAGACACUCUUACCUCUACCUCUCACACAGUUGACUACCUCUACCCACAAACCAGAGCAGUCUGUUUCUGCAUCACAAGACCAUCCUUCCGUUAAUCUGAAAGAGAUGCCAUCCCAUGCCAGGGUACUGCACACGUCAGAGUCAGCAGAUUGCUCAGAUGACGGCAGUCCAGUUAAAAUGUCAGACAGAAUGAGGAAGAACAAGAGGCGGCACGGUCUACCUGACCAGGAUGGACUGGACUCGGACUCAGAGGACAGUUUUCUAUCUCUCUGCAAGCCACAGGGCGCUCCUCAGGCAAAGGAGGAGGUCAAAGAGAGUUCCGUUUCACAGAGGGUGAAGAGAAAACCACUUACUCCAGAGGAGCGGGUAAAAAGUCUCCCAGUCUCCCAGUGUCUGGAAUCAAUAGCUGACUUUUUAGACAACAUGUCGUACAUGGACUCAGCCUUGCCCGUUCAUCUAGAAGGGGGUGACGGCCACAGAGGAAUGUCAAUAGCCAGUGCAGUGAUGAAAGACGGGAUGACAGAUGAAUCACGUGUUGAGACUGAGAGAGGGAGCUGGAUGAGAGGAGAACAUGUCUCUGAGAUCUCAGCUGCUGUGGAGGCUCUGAGCUUCCACAAGUGCUGUGUUUCUGUAGCGGAGGCAUGGGACAAAGCCCAGAAACUAGAGGGGGAGCUGGGAAAAGAGGCUGCGGCAGAACUCACCCUCCCUGUGGCCGCUCAUCGACAAAGUCACAGCAUCACUCAGGAGGGUCCCUGUCAACCACAGCUGGCCCAGCGGAGGAGAGAGGUGAUGGAGAGUCUGACGUUCAGAGGAGUGUUUGGUACUCUGGGCAACAAACCAGCAGCUGCUCUGGACUACUUGCCAGCUCUUCGCACCAUCUGCAGAUCAGAGCAGCUGAAGGAGCAGGGCAAAGUUAAACGAAGGUUCCUACACUACUUGGAUGCGAUCCACCUUGGUCUUGCAAAGAGCACUCUGCAGUACCUUGCUGAAGUUUUCCCCGGAACCACAGAGGAGAUCAGACGUGUCCUCAUGAUCACACAGAGUCCUGAAACAAAUACUGCUCUUUGAGUGGUCACACUUUGAAGGUCCAAAUGUUUUGGCUGAAACACAUUUACAGGUUGUGUUGUGAAGCGAGGAUGAAUAGUCAGGCAGCAGUAUAAAUCAUAGUGCCUUUUGCCACCUUAAAAUCCUGACCUCGGCAUGAGAUGAUCUGGUCAGAAGUGUGUGUGCACAGAGGACUGUCUGGUGAAGCUUCCACUUGUUUCUUCUAGGAUGAAAUGACUGAAUCACUGAAUACAGGAAAGGUAUUCUCACCUGAAGGGCACACAGCUAAAUAACCUCAAAUGCCUGAUUCAGCACAUCCUUUGGUGCUUUCAAAGACUGCACUAAAGAUUUUUACUUUAUAUGGUUUUUGUAAUAUUAAGCUGUGCUGGAGUCUGUUUUUUUGUACAGUAGUGUAUUGUACGCUGAGGCCUUUGCAUUUUGCAAAGUGUUUUUAUUAAGUAGAGUAUGUAUCGUUAAUGAUUUGUAAGAGAUUAACAUGUAAAAUAGAAUUUGUAAAGGCUGUGUGUAAAUUGUCACUCUCCACACAAAGUACUGUUGAUGCACUCAGGAUCUUAUCCAAGUUAUAAACGGCAGACGGCUUUUCACAGAAAGUUUGUCAGCUUCACAUCACCGUCACAUUCAACACUGAUUUUCUUUUUUCUUUUUUUUAAUUUUUAUUUGAUCUUUUUUCACCCACAGAGUAAUCAUUUGCAUAUCAGUUACUCACCAUGUUUCUUUUAGUUGCUGAAGAAAGCAUUGUUUUUCUUGCUUGCCUUUACGAUGAUCGGAGAAUCCAAAGACGUAGAAAAUGAACUGAAGUUAAAAGACUGUGUUUAACUAUAUAAAAACAUUGAUUUAAAAACCCUGAUGCAACUCCUGCACUAUAAUCCAAGUCUUAUGCUGCAGUCAUGUGCUCCUCAGAUGGUACUUUUCUGUGAGGUAGAAAGUCGUUCUUCCCACUUUGGUGUGUUCAUUAGCUUUUUAGUUAUAAUGUGGAAAGAAUAUGUGCUGCUUUUUAUACCCCAGAGCAUUAAACGUCCUAGUGAAGAUUCGUGUUGCUAUCCAAGUAUGGUGAAACAAACGUUAGCUUUAUAUAACAGUAAUUUUGUCCCAGACUUCUUGCUAUACCCGUACUCCCUAAAACCACUAAAAUCUUGCUUUAUCUUUGUUAUCUACGGAAGCACAUUGCAUUCACCGAAUAAAUAAAAAAAAUCUCGUAAUUACAAGAUCUUUUCUCGUAAUUACAACAUAUCUCAAUUCACCUCUGUAGUCUACAGGUAUAACGCUUUUAUUCUGAAAAAUGUUGACCGGAAGUACCGUCCAACUGUUUCUCGGUGGACUCACUUUAAAAUCAGCUAGCAUUAAUGUUAUUACGGUAUCAGCGAAAGGCCUUAAGGUAGUACAACGUCAGGGUCUCGUAAUUACGACAUCAGGAUGUGUCGAUUUUUUUAAAAAUUUUUUUUAUUAUUAUUAUUAUUAUUCAGUGAAUGCAGUGUGCUUCCGUAGUCAGGGUUAAUGCUAACAAAAAGCUUUUUAGUUACGAAUACAACCUAAUACCAGAUUACAAGUUACAUGUGAGCAAAAAGUAAUAUGCAAUACGUGAAUUAAUAAAAACUUUCUUAACAUAAAUCAAAUGUUUACAUUCAUCUGCCAUGUUUUCUGCAUAAUAUAAUAGCAGUUUGACCAGUUGUGUACCAAAAUUUUCACCUAUCUAAGUUGUGCUGACUUUAGGGGGCGUUCAUGUGGAUUUUCCAAGUAGAGAACUAAUUUUUCCAAUUAUUCCAACACGACAUGAAUGCAGCAUUUUUCAAAACCUCACUAUUUAAACACUGAAGUAUGAACAGUCUCAUGCACUGAGGCGCUGCACCCAAGGCAAGUGUGUGCAUUUGAACGCAGCAUGUGCACUUACACAAGUGCUCUGCUGGUGUGCGUUGGUUGAACAUGGUGCAGUUUUACUCCUCUUGGAAGAGUUUUCUGGUUUUGGAUUCUUCGUUCACCAUGGAGGCAUGUGAGAGAAAGUUUACUUCUCAAACUCAACACAGGGUGAGGAAUUGAUUUACAAAUGAUCAUUUUGUUGGUGCAGUGUUCCUUUAAUAUGUACACAUUAUUCACAGUGGGGUUUUGUUGUGACCAAAUAAAGG